Messenger RNA from Solenopsis invicta (red fire ant), 435 nucleotides. RefSeq lists its product as uncharacterized. Bases 1 to 435 code for a protein of 144 amino acids. The record is from RefSeq and is a predicted model, not a curated record. The transcript has a single exon. NCBI's taxonomy places the organism in Eukaryota, Metazoa, Arthropoda, Insecta, Hymenoptera, Formicidae.
AUGGUUUUGGGGGGAGUGCCACCAGUACAAUUCCUGGCAACGGCCCGAGCUGCCAUGUACGCUCGGGUCAAAGCCUCUCGCCUACGGGGCAACGUCAUCCCCCCGAGGACCAUGGCGUUGUGGAGAGAGAGAGCCCGUCGGCGGGCGAUCGAGGUAUGGGCGAGACCACCUCAUCGAAAACCCACCGACAGUGGGCACCCGGUUCUGGAGGCCGUCCUCUCCUACCUGGAGGAGCGGCUAGACCGCCCAUGGGGCGGCCUAUCUUACCGAAUGACGCAGGUGCUCAUCGGAGACGGUUGUUUCGGUGAGUACCUGUGUCAAAUAGGGAAAGAGCCGACAACGCAUUGCCACCACUGUGAUGCGGAAAGGGACUGUGCAGCACACGCUGGAGCUUUGCUCAGCGUGGGACGAGAUGCGCAGAGUCCUGAAGAAUGA